Macrobrachium nipponense is the source of this 1409-nucleotide messenger RNA. Its product is annotated as translocon-associated protein subunit alpha-like. The coding region runs from base 89 to 961 and encodes 290 amino acids. The record is from RefSeq and is a predicted model, not a curated record. Lineage: Eukaryota; Metazoa; Arthropoda; Malacostraca; Decapoda; Palaemonidae. The transcript is spliced from 5 exons. Gene Ontology annotation, cellular component: endoplasmic reticulum membrane; endoplasmic reticulum.
CAGCAGCAGACGGCUGGCCGUGUUUGUAGUUGAGAAAGUCUUUGCGUACGUGUGGUUGACGCUCACCGCUAUUGACUGUCGGGGCAAGAUGUUUUCCAUGUUGAGGAAGUUGCUGUUUCUAUUACUGCUAGUAUUACCGGCCGUCAUUACCAUCACCAACGAAGGUAAUUUAGUGGCUUAUGCUCAAGAGGAUGAAGUUGAAAGCGAGGAAGAUGACAUCAUUGAAGAUGACGAUGAAGUGAAUGUUGCUGAUGGAACUGGAGUAGAAGUUGAAACAACGGAAGGGGAAGAAGAGGAAGAGGAGGAGGAGGAAGAAGCAAAAGGUUCACCCGAUGCUGAUACCAUCAUUCUCUUUACAAAACCCACUGGCACUGGAGCAGAACUUCCUGCUGGUAAGCUUGUCGAGUUCCUAGUUGGCUUCACAAACAAUGGCGACAAAGACUUCGUUUUGGAUGCUAUUGAUGCUUCCUUCCGUUAUCCCAUGGACUUCUCAUUUUACAUCCAGAACUUCACUGCCAUCCCUUACAAUAGGGCUGUCAAACCUCGUCAGGAAGCUACUGUUAUGUACAGUUUCUUCCCAGCUGAAGCUUUCGCUGGACGUCCUUUGGGAUUGACCAUCAACUUAGCAUAUCAUGAUGCUGAUGGCAAUAUAUUUGUGGAACCAGUGUUCAACCAGACAGUCAAUAUUAUUGAAAUUGAUGAGGGUAUGGAUGGAGAAACCUUCUUCCUGUAUGUGUUCAUGUUGGCCUUUGCUGUUUUGUUGCUCGUUGCUGGUCAUCACUUUCUCUCCUCAUUUGGACGCAAGAAGGCAAGCAAGAAGCCUCUCAUGGAGAUGGGUACCAACAAAAAGGAUGGAGUCGACUAUGACUGGCUUCCCAAGGAGGUCCUGGAUGACCUCAAGAAGACCCCACGUCAGUCACCACAGCAACGAAAGACCAAGCGUAUCGCUAGUUCUAAGUAAACCUUCAGAGGUAACUCCUGAAGAUACUCAGCUUCCAAGUCCAGAAUUAUGUGAUAUCUGCCAGGCAGGUCUGGACAGUCGUCAGAGCAGUGCAGAACAGCGUGAAAGCCAUGUUAUGCUUAAUCUGAAGGAGUUGAAUGAAGAAUCAUCAUUCCUCAUUUUUGUUAUCUGUGAUGGUGAAAAGAAAAAUUUGUUGAUUGUGGUUAGAUUUGAGAUUUUUAUAACACCAUUCAUAUGCAACUGUGUAAGUGUGUCGGCAUUGGCUGUAAUCCAUAUUUAUAGUCCUACCUCUGUUCAAACAACUAAACGAGAAGCCCCCAAAGUUCUUUUCAGACAUGAUGACAUUGUGGGUAAGGCUCACAUGGGAAAUUUGUUAACAUUGCCAUAGUGUCAGUAUGCCUGAAAACUGCUUUGGGGGCCAACAGUUAAGAAAUGCUUGGUUGUGGUC